UGACAGAGAGAGAAGAGAGCGAGAUCAAGAGGAAGGAAAACAUAAUAACAAAAUAAAGAGAAAUCUAAAGGAGAGCGAGGCAGAGCGAGGGAAAGCACGGAGAGAGUAAGAGAGUGAGAGAGAGAGAGAGAGAGAGAGCGUGUGUGAGAGAGAAAGAGUCGGCUUAUUGGAAAAAGAUGGCUACAGUCACCGCGAACGGAUUGCAGCAGGAGAACGGAUUCAGCACCAUGAACAGCUCCGGCAGGAUGAACGGGCUGAGCAUGGGACAGAGUACCAUUCCAAUGAAGGACCACGAUGCCAUCAAGCUGUUCAUUGGGCAAAUCCCCAGGAACCUGGAGGAGAAAGAUCUUAAACCGCUCUUUGAGGAAUUCGGCAAGAUCUAUGAGCUCACCGUGCUGAAAGAUCGGUUCACGGGGAUGCACAAAGGAUGUGCCUUUCUAACAUAUUGUGCCAGAGAGUCAGCCCUGAAAGCUCAGAGCACCCUACAUGAACAGAAGACUCUUCCAGGGAUGAACAGGCCCAUCCAGGUGAAACCAGCAGACAGUGAGGGAAGAGGAGAAGACAGGAAGCUGUUUGUGGGCAUGCUGGGGAAGCAGCAGAGCGAGGAAGACGUGCGGAGACUAUUUGAGGCCUUCGGUCAGAUCGAAGAGUGCACCAUCUUGAGGGGGCCUGACGGGGCCAGCAAGGGUUGUUCCUUUGUGAAGUUCUCCUGCCACGCAGAAGCACAAACUGCCAUCAACAACCUACAUGGAGGCCAGACCAUGCCGGGGGCCUCGUCGAGCCUGGUGGUAAAGUUUGCGGACAGUGACAAGGAGCGCACACUGAGGAGAAUGCACCAGAUGGCCGGGCAGUUGGGAAUCUUCAGCCCCAUGACCAUCCAGUUCGGGGCCUAUGGAGCUUACUCUCAGACGCAGCUAAUGCAGCAACAGGCAGCACUGAUGGCAGCAGCACAGGGGUCCUACCUGAGCCCCAUGGCCGCGAUUGCUGCCGCACAGAUGCAGCAAAUGGCAGCUUUCAACAUCAACGGCCUGGUGGGGACCCCCAUGACUCCCUCCUCAGGCACCAGCACCCCCCCGGGGAUCAAUGCCACUGCUGUGCCCAGCAUAGCGACGGCCAUCGGGGUGAACGGGUUCAGUGCUCUCCCACCCCAGAGCAACGGGCAGCCAGCCUCUGAGCCGAUCUACACCAAUGGGAUCCACCCCUACCCAGCACAAAGUCCCACUGUGGUGGACCCCCUGCAGCAGGCUUAUGCAGGCGUGCAGCACUACGCAGCAGCCUACCCAGCAGCCUACGCUCCAAUCAGCCAGGCGUUUCCACAUCAACCAGCCAUCAUUCCCCAGCAACAGAGAGAAGGGCCAGAGGGCUGCAAUCUGUUUAUUUACCACCUGCCCCAGGAGUUUGGUGAUGCAGAGCUCAUGCAGAUGUUCCUGCCGUUCGGCAACGUCAUCUCUGCCAAGGUGUUCGUGGACCGGGCCACCAACCAGAGCAAAUGCUUCGGUUUCGUAAGCUUUGAUAACCCUUCCAGUGCUCAGGCAGCUAUCCAGGCUAUGAAUGGCUUUCAGAUCGGCAUGAAGAGGCUGAAGGUGCAGCUCAAGAGGCCAAAGGAUGCCAACCGCCCGUACUGACCCCUUCACGCUUCAACCAGGAGGAUGGGCCAUGGAGUUUACGAGUUCUAAUUUCCACAAGUGCAGUAUCAAUACAAAGGCUCCUUGUUUUGCUACAUAUCAUGAAGGAAGGUGUCUCUCUGAUUUGGUUUUAGAAAGGCUAACAGAAUGGAAUGGAUUUUGUUUUUUUUUUCUUUUUUUUUAACGGGAAGAUUUGAAAUUCUGCAGAGGAAUGCUGGAACCAUGAUUUUGCUGCUGUUUAUGAAAUAUAAAAAAAUGACAUGGAAGAUACACACACACACACACACACACACACACACACACACACACACACACACACACACACACACACUAGCCAGCUGGCUUUUUGGUUUCUGUGCCUACUCUGGGGUUUGAAGAAGCCUGGCCGCAGGGCUUGAGGGUUUGCCAGAAUGAACUACACCCAGACUGUUGAGAACCCUGGGAUUAUAUACAAGACAGUCACAUCAUUCCAUAGAAAAUAGGGACCA
Polyodon spathula (Mississippi paddlefish) is the source of this 2113-nucleotide messenger RNA. RefSeq names its product CUGBP Elav-like family member 4. The transcript is spliced from 13 exons. Gene Ontology annotation, molecular function: mRNA binding. The record is from RefSeq and is a predicted model, not a curated record. Gene Ontology annotation, biological process: regulation of alternative mRNA splicing, via spliceosome; mRNA splice site recognition. Bases 177 to 1625 code for a protein of 482 amino acids. Gene Ontology annotation, cellular component: cytoplasm; ribonucleoprotein complex; nucleus. Lineage: Eukaryota; Metazoa; Chordata; Actinopteri; Acipenseriformes; Polyodontidae.